Strongyloides ratti is the source of this 834-nucleotide messenger RNA. Its product is annotated as ZMYND11 protein. Gene Ontology annotation, molecular function: transcription corepressor activity. The record is from RefSeq and is a predicted model, not a curated record. NCBI's taxonomy places the organism in Eukaryota, Metazoa, Nematoda, Chromadorea, Rhabditida, Strongyloididae. The transcript has 5 exons. Gene Ontology annotation, biological process: regulation of transcription elongation by RNA polymerase II. Bases 1 to 834 code for a protein of 277 amino acids.
AUGAUAAAGACGAAACGAUCUUCUGUUCACUACCCGGUUGGGAAGUUGUCUCUCUCUCGUGACGAAAUUGUUUCCUCUCUCUCUCUGUUAUAUUCCAAGUUACUCCAAAAAAGAAAAGUUACUGCUUUUGCUCUCCUCCUUUACUGCUUUCAACCUUGUUCUUCAUUAUCUAUUAUAUUUCAAAACAAAUUUCAAUUUAAUCCUCAGGAAGUCAAUUAUUUUCAUCUUAUUUUUAUUAUCAUUAAUAAUCUCUUGUUAGAGAAGCAAAAUAUCAGAAUCUACUUUAUCUUUUUUACAAAACUUAUCAUGGAGCAUGUUAAAAAUGAUCAAGACAUGAUGAAUAGUCACCAAUACGUUGAAGAGGAGAAUGGAAGCAUGGGAAAUGAAAAUACAUUCAUUGAUUCAAAAAUGAGAGAAGUACUAAUUCAACUUCAAAGAACAUGGCAAGAAGAUUACAUGGCUUCAAGGGAAAAAAUUAAUGUUGAGGUGGCAGGAAUUCUUCACCAACAAUUUUUACAAGAUCAACAAAAAAUUCGUACGGAAUUGCUAACACAGUUUAAAGAGGAGCUUGAUGCAACAAGGAACGACUUGGAUAGAAAAUAUCAAGAUGAACUUCUAAAAAAUACGCGUAAGCUAGAAGAAAAAUAUCAAAAAGAGAUCUCUAAUAACAAGAAAAAACAAUGGUGUUGGCAAUGUGAACAAGAAGCUAUAUAUCAUUGUUGCUGGAAUACGGCAUAUUGUAGUGUGGAAUGUCAACAAGCUCACUGGAAUACACAUAGAAAAUUUUGCAGAAGAAAAAAAGGAACAUCUGCAGAGGAACAUUCAGAAAAAUGA